Penicillium canariense is the source of this 2274-nucleotide messenger RNA. RefSeq names its product DEAH-box ATP-dependent RNA helicase PRP43. Bases 1 to 2274 code for a protein of 757 amino acids. Lineage: Eukaryota; Fungi; Ascomycota; Eurotiomycetes; Eurotiales; Aspergillaceae. Gene Ontology annotation, molecular function: RNA binding; RNA helicase activity; ATP binding. The record is from RefSeq and is a predicted model, not a curated record. Gene Ontology annotation, cellular component: spliceosomal complex; intracellular anatomical structure. The transcript is spliced from 3 exons.
AUGGUUGACCGCCGCUCAGACCCGGAGGACGGUGUGCGAGCCAAGCGCCAGAAGAUGGACGCCGGCGACCCGAAGGAUAACCCGUACCUGGCCCACAUGUACGAGAAUACCAACGGCGCAGACAAGAACUCGGCCCUGGCCAAGUUUAAACGCCAUCAGACAACAGCGGCGCUGGCGAAGAAGGCCGAGGAUGGCGAUGUCAAUCCCUUCAAUGGCCAGCCCUUUUCCAGCAAAUACUUCUCCAUUCUGAAGACUCGUCGGGAUUUACCUGUGCAUGUGCAGCGUGAUGAGUUCUUGCAGCUCUAUCAGCAAUCUCAAAUCCUGGUCUUCGUUGGUGAGACCGGUUCCGGAAAGACCACCCAAAUUCCACAAUAUGUCCUCUUCGAUGACCUCCCUCAAACUCAACGCAAGAUGGUCGCUUGUACACAGCCCCGUCGUGUGGCUGCCAUGUCCGUCGCCCAACGUGUCGCGGAGGAAAUGGAUGUCAAGCUCGGGGAAGAAGUCGGUUACAGCAUUCGUUUCGAGGACAAAACAAGCCAGAGGACUAUCUUAAAGUACAUGACCGACGGUAUGCUCUUGCGAGAGGCCAUGCACGACCACAACCUCACCCGGUACAGCACAAUCAUCCUGGACGAGGCUCACGAAAGAACCAUGGCUACCGAUGUUCUGAUGGGUCUGCUGAAGGAAGUGGUGUUGCGCCGGCCGGACCUGAAGAUUAUUAUCAUGUCUGCCACUCUGGAUGCGCAAAAGUUCCAGCGGUACUUCAUGGAUGCGCCUCUUCUCGCUGUUCCUGGGCGUACCCACCCUGUCGAAGUAUUCUAUACCCCCGAGCCGGAACAAGACUACGUCGAGGCUGCCAUUCGAACUGUUCUGCAGAUUCAUGCGACUGAAGACGAAGGAGAUAUUCUUGUGUUCUUGACUGGUGAGGAGGAAAUUGAAGACGCUGCACGCAAAAUCUCAAUGGAGGGAGAUGAGAUGGUUCGGGAGGCCGAUGCUGGCCCUAUCAAGGUUUACCCGCUAUACGGCAGUCUGCCACCGCACAUGCAACAACGCAUCUUUGACCCUGCACCACCACCCAUUCGCAAGGGUGGCCGACCUGGUCGGAAGGUCAUCGUGUCCACCAACAUUGCUGAAACUUCUUUGACCAUUGAUGGUAUUGUGUACGUGGUUGAUCCCGGAUUCUCCAAGCAGAAGAUCUACAACCCUCGUAUUCGCGUGGAGUCUCUUCUGGUCUCGCCGAUUUCCAAGGCAUCUGCCCAGCAGCGAGCUGGUCGUGCUGGUCGUACACGCCCUGGAAAAUGCUUCCGUCUGUACACGGAGGAAGCUUUCAAGAAAGAGUUGAUUGAGCAGACAUAUCCCGAGAUUCUCCGGUCAAAUCUGUCGUCUACGGUGCUCGAGUUGAAGAAGCUUGGAAUUGACGAUCUUGUUCAUUUCGACCUUAUGGACCCACCCGCACCUGAGACCCUGAUGCGAGCUCUGGAGGAGCUCAACUACUUGGCCUGUUUGGAUGAUGAUGGCAACCUUACUCAACUUGGUCGUCUCGCUUCCGACUUUCCUCUCGACCCGGCACUUGCUGUCAUGUUGAUCAGCUCUCCAGAAUUUUACUGUUCCAACGAAAUUCUGUCCAUCACAGCCCUUCUCUCCGUUCCCCAGGUGUUCGUUCGCCCCAACUCUCAGCGCAAGCGUGCGGACGAAAUGAAGAACCUGUUCGCUCACCAAGACGGCGACCAUCUCACCAUGCUGAACGUUUACCACGCUUUUAAGAGCGCCGACGCCCAAGCAAACCCUAAGCAGUGGUGCCACGACCACUUCCUCUCGCUGCGAUCUCUUCAGUCCGCUGACAACGUUCGUAUGCAACUUCUGCGCAUCAUGGAGCGCUCUGAACUCGAGAUGAUCUCGACUCCUUUCGAGGACAAGAAGUACUAUGAGAACAUCCGACGUGCCCUUUGCGCUGGAUUCUUCAUGCAGGUUGCCAAGAAGGAUGCCCAGGGCAAGAGUGUCUACUUGACCGUCAAAGAUAACCAGAACGUUCUGCUGCAUCCUUCCACUGUACUAGCCCACGAUGCGGAGUGGGUCUUGUACAACGAGUUCGUCCUUACGACUAAGAACUAUAUCCGCACAGUGACUGCGGUUAAGCCCGAAUGGCUUUUGGACAUCGCGCCUACGUACUUCGACAUCGAUUCCUUCCCCAAGGGCGACAUGCGCUCUGCUCUUGUUCGUGCUGCGGAUAGACUCUCUCGCAAGGAGAAGAUGCGCGCUGAUAAGCGCCGUUAG